GUAUAAAAAUCAGAAUCGGAAGCUUCGAGUUUUACUUGAGGAGAAAUCCAUACACACGCAAAGAAGAAUCUCAUCACGAGUUUUUGAGCUAUGGGUUGGGUUUGGGUUGACGAUUCGUCCGCAUCUAAAGCCGGUAACGAUCUCACCGAUCAGCCACUCGGUGAUUCCGCCGUCGCCGACCGAAAUUGCUCAACCACCACGGUGGUAAGAUCGCAGUGCAAUACAGAGGAGGUCGAGCCUGGGAAGUUCGUCAGGAAAUGCGAUAAAACUGAGGAGGUUCUUCGCCACUGUCUUGGCAAGCCCUCUGAAGUCGUCCAGUCCAACACAGUGCACACAGAAGAGGAUGUGACAAACCAGAUGGUGGGGAGACCCGGUCUGUUUGAGGAAAAAAAUCCACUAAACUUCCCAGGACUCCGCGGGGAUGUAGACGCCAUCGAACGCCAUUUCAUGAGCGGAAUGAAGAGUUUCUUUGAUGCAGCUGAAGAGAUGACAAGCAGCUUAUUCGAUAUCAUGGGAGACCAUAACCCAAGCAACAGGAGAGGGAUACCCAUUGAAAACCAUCCAAAGGUAGAGGAGCACCACAAUGACGAAAACGCCCCCAGACGACCACACUCGGGAGAGGUUGAUCUCUCGGGCUUGGCCAAGGACGUUUGAGAAAGGUCAUCCAUCUACUUCUUCUUCUAUCGUUGGCUAUAUAUAAUCUUAAAAUGUAAUGUUUGACUUUCGAAGAAGCGUAGGGGAUUGUGGACUACUAAUGUUAGCGGCUUGCACGUUUUGGCCGAGUGGUUACUACUAUCAUCUAUCAUCCAUACUUAUAUUAAUAUGGUGUUAUUUUUGUCUUUCUUAAUCACCAACCAAAAUAUAUUACUGAUCACA
Messenger RNA from Capsella rubella, 876 nucleotides. RefSeq lists its product as uncharacterized. The transcript is spliced from 2 exons. Lineage: Eukaryota; Viridiplantae; Streptophyta; Magnoliopsida; Brassicales; Brassicaceae. The record is from RefSeq and is a predicted model, not a curated record. The coding region runs from base 91 to 654 and encodes 187 amino acids.